GACCCCACCCGUCCCUCCCCUCGACCUUCCCGAGUCUCCGGCCACCCCGUCUGUCCACCCUCUCCUGAAGUUCAAGUUUGGGGAGGACCUCAGCGUCCAGCCGCCGAAGCCCGAGGGUUCCGAGGACGGGCUGACCAAUGGAGAGGCAGAAGCUGUUCCGAACCCGAGGGAGAGUACGCCUGCAAAGCUAGCCAGGGCAGGGUCCGGGAACCCUAUUGUACAGCCCCACAUCAGCUCUGUUAACAGGAGGCCAGACGUCCCAACAUCUCCUGUGAAUAAGGUGGUCGCGACUGAUGAGGUACCUUCCAACAACAGACCAUCUCCCAACACUAGCAGUGUAACACCCUCCUCUCCAAACUCCAUCGAGUCAAAACCUACCACACCUUCCAGAUGGCCACCUGCUCCUCUGCAACAGGCACCUGUUAAUCCAGCAAAACAGCCACCUAUAACCCCACCAAAACAGGCACCAUUAACUUCACCGAAACAGCCACCUAUAGUCUCACCUUUACAGUCACCUGUAACUCCAAAACAGGCACCUCUAACCUCACCGAAACAGCCACCUAUGGUUUCACCGAAACCCAAACCGUACACCGGCCGCCCACCAUCUCCCAUUAUCAUUGUCCCCACCAAUGUGCCAACCAGUCCUGUGGCUGCCCCUGCAUUAAAGACACCGCCAGCCAGUCCGAGUGCACAAGAACCAGCAACUGGUGAGGUGCUGGUUGUAAGUCCCACAAACACCACACCACCGCCCCCACCUCCCCUCAGCCCACCCAGUAAUGGUACAGGUCCUGUGGAUGUGACAAAGCUGCCGUCCAUGCAACCCAACGGGGUGCCUCCAUGGAAACAGGCCAUCCUCCUCAAAAAACAGCAAGCAGAGAAGGAGAAAGAUGAUGAGGAGAAAAAGAAGGAGCGUGCACAACAGGCCGCCCGGUCCAAGAAGCAAGCAGAGGAGGAAGCCAUCUUGUCUCAGGUUCCGCACUGGAAACGGGAAAUUGUCAAGAGAAAGCUGGAGCAGCAGAGAAAGGACGAGGCAGCUGCUAAGGAGAAACAGGAGGCUGUAAGGAGACAACUGGAGGAGGAGGAGAAACAAUUCAAGGAGAAACUCAAGCAGGAAGGGGUGGAUGACAACAAGCUGUCACCAUGGCAACUAGAGAUGAUCAAGAAGAAGAAACAGCUGGUUUUUGCAACUUGAAGUAAAAAACAAACGUAACAAAGUUACAUCAAACAUUAACCAAAGCCACACAUGUAGAAAGUUUAUCUGGUAUCAAAUUGGCUGGGAA
This is a messenger RNA of Branchiostoma belcheri (Belcher's lancelet), 1280 nucleotides long. Its product is annotated as espin-like. The transcript is spliced from 7 exons. NCBI's taxonomy places the organism in Eukaryota, Metazoa, Chordata, Leptocardii, Amphioxiformes, Branchiostomatidae. The record is from RefSeq and is a predicted model, not a curated record. The coding region runs from base 563 to 1192 and encodes 209 amino acids.